Centruroides sculpturatus (bark scorpion) is the source of this 1813-nucleotide messenger RNA. RefSeq lists its product as uncharacterized. The coding region runs from base 169 to 1128 and encodes 319 amino acids. Gene Ontology annotation, molecular function: zinc ion binding; nucleic acid binding. The record is from RefSeq and is a predicted model, not a curated record. The transcript has 2 exons. Lineage: Eukaryota; Metazoa; Arthropoda; Arachnida; Scorpiones; Buthidae.
CAUGCUACUGGAAAAAAACCUCUUUCGAAAUGCUCUCCAUUUCUCAUUCAAAAAUUAUUUGAAUCAACUGUUGGACACUUGAAAAAGAUCCAGAAAUUGAGGUCAGGGGACCUGCUGAUAGAAACAGCCUCACCUCAACAAUCAGUAAAACUAUUGGCAACAAAGACAAUGGGAGACAUGGAAGUUACUGUAACCCCACAUGGAAGUCUAAACUCAUCACGUGGGGUGAUAUCCGAAAUAGAUCUGAUGUCAGAAGACGAAUCAAAUAUCCAAAUUGGUUUGUCAGACCAAGGUGUCACUGCAGUCCGACGCAUUUCCAUUCGUCGAGAUGGCAAGUUGAUACCAACAAAACACCUUAUAUUGACAUUCGACAACCCGACAUUGCCAUCCUUCGUUACAGCAGGAUACUUGCGCUGCCCAGUUCGCCCUUAUAUUCCAAAUCCGCUGCGAUGUUUCAAAUGCCAGCGAUUUGGACACUCCCAGACCUCCUGCCGAGGCAAAAGCUUAUGUGCACAGUGUGGAAUUGAAGGUCACGACAGUACUGAAUGUAAAAGUACUCCACACUGUGUGAACUGUAAAGAUGCCCAUCCUGCUUACUCCCGGAAAUGCCCUGCAUGGCAAAGAGAAAAGGAGAUUCAACGGGUGAAAACUGUGAAAAAUGUAUCUUAUCCAGAAGCCCGUCGCAUGGUCACUCCAAGUGCACCAUUGCAGCAAAAGACAUUUGCUGCAGUUUUGAAAUCUACUAAGACAUGUGGGGUUCAAACAGAUAUUUCUGUUUCCCCAAGUGAAUCUCUUACCCGCCAUGCAAAGUGUUUAUUGAUCCCAUCUGCACAAACAGAAGAAAAGGAGAACACAAAGGCCAAAAUUUCUGUAACUAAAACCGGGAUAACAACCAGAAAUAUGGGUUCUAAAAAAGCCAGUAAGAACCCACUUAACAAACAAAAAGUAAAAUCAGCCCUUUCUAGAGUCUCAAAAAAAUCAGAAGCUCAAUCUAUGAGCGAGUUUUCUGACAUAUCUGACGAAGAGCCUAAUAUGGAGGUGACAAAACCAACGUCACCUCCAAAAGAAAAACCCCCUGUUAAAUUAAAGAGGGAUAACCUCGCUAAGAAUGCUGCCUCAAACACAUAAUGGGUUAUAAAAUAACCCAAUGGAACUGUCGUGGUUUUCGCAACAACUUCUCUGACAUUAAACACUUGACAUCAUCUACCCAAUCUCUCUGCGUGGCACUCCAGGAAACUUAUUUAAAACCUGGAGAAAAUAUUUUUUUAAAAGGAUUUGAUCUAUACCGCAAGGAUGAUGAUAGCCACAACCGUGCCAGUGGAGGUGUGGCUAUCCUGGUUUCAAAUCGCACUCCAUCCUCACCGGUACAAAUAACCACUGAUUUGCAAGCUGUGGCAGUCAGAAUUUCAAUUGGAGUAACUGUCACAGUUUGCUCUAUAUACUUGCCACCAGAUGUCAGAGUCAAUGAGGAUGAAUUGGAUGCAUUAGUUGAACAGCUGCCAACACCAUUCCUUUUACUUGGUGAUUUUAAUGGUCACAAUCCUAUGUGGGGCAGUCCUGACAUUAAUCGUCGAGGCAGAGCCAUUGAACGACUCAUAGGCAAUCAGCAAAUGUAUUUAUUUAAUACUGGAGAUGUGACAUACUUCCAUGCCCCAACAAGAACUUUCACUGCCAUUGAUCUCUCAUUAGCCACUUUGAACCUAUUUUCAGCGUUUACAUGGGAGGUUGGAUCAAAUCCACUUUCCAGUGACCACUUCCCAAUUUUUCUAAAAUAUCGAGGCAGAGAUAGCUGUGAAACAGCCCGUCUACCACG